CGACAUGUGGCCUCCUGGCUCCUGCGAACCGCAAAGCGCGAGAUUGCGACGAAGACGAAAGACACAAGCACGGAACAUCACCCGACCUGCGACCACCACACGCGCCGCCGCCUGCCGUCCAAUCGUCCAGGUCCCUACGUCCCAUCGCAGUCCAGGCAUCCAUCACUCUGCACUCCAGUCACCACUAUCUAGCCGUGCCGCCGUGGACUUCGGAUUCCAGCCCUCCAGCCUUCACUCUCUAGGCGGAGGACGUCUGGAAUCUAUAGGGGACUUGGUGCAGCCUGACAGACUUUAAAGCCACUGCUUCUCCUUGAGGCAUGGAUUCCCGGAUGGGCAAUACAAUGGAGGACAUCUUCGACUCAUCUCUGAAUGUAGAGGAUAUCUAUUACAAACAAGGACACACCGAUGGCUAUGCUGAUGGCCUAUCAUCCGGAGUAGAGGAAGGUCGUCAGGUAGGCCUAAAAACUGGCUUCGAAACCGGGUUAGAAUUGGGCUUCUACAGAGGUUGUGUCGAUGUGUGGAGCUCCGCAAUCCGGCUAGAUCCAACCUGUUUCUCGACUCGUGUUCAGAAAAACAUCAAACAGAUUGAUGAAUUGCUCCAAAGGUACCCUAUAUCUGACCCCGAAAAUGAAUCUGUUACUGAUACUAUGGAGUCCUUGAGGAUGAAGUUCCGAGCUAUCUGUGCCACCCUCAACGUUAAGUUAGAGUAUAAGGGUUAUCCUAGGGCAUCCGAUUCUCAGAAAACUGGAUUUUGAUGGUAUAUUCUAUUCUAUACAGUAAAUGAUGUAUAUUGUUCACCUAAGUUUUGUAUUUUUUGUUUUCAAUUUAUGAAAAUCAGUUCAUGAUUGUUCUGAAUAAUGAAUUAAAUUGAGCUUCGAAGAAUCGUUUUUCAUGUGUAUUGAUGGUGAACUGUUAGAUAUUAAUGACACUAAUAAUUAAUUAGUGCGUACAUUAGCUAAUGAGUUAGGCAAGGAACCUGUCUGGUCUUAGAAUAGGACUUCUCACCAACUGGGAACCUGCGGUAGGUUCAGUAUUCAUAAUUGUUCUAAGCAUUGCCAUGUUCUUGCUAUUAUAUUUGGAUCACAUUUAUUG
Cuscuta europaea is the source of this 1092-nucleotide messenger RNA. The record is from the annotation of a GenBank genome assembly. NCBI's taxonomy places the organism in Eukaryota, Viridiplantae, Streptophyta, Magnoliopsida, Solanales, Convolvulaceae.